This is a messenger RNA of Acaromyces ingoldii, 1182 nucleotides long. RefSeq names its product zf-DHHC-domain-containing protein. The transcript has 2 exons. Lineage: Eukaryota; Fungi; Basidiomycota; Exobasidiomycetes; Exobasidiales; Cryptobasidiaceae. The record is from RefSeq and is a predicted model, not a curated record. Bases 1 to 1182 code for a protein of 393 amino acids. Gene Ontology annotation, molecular function: protein-cysteine S-palmitoyltransferase activity. Gene Ontology annotation, cellular component: endoplasmic reticulum; Golgi apparatus. Gene Ontology annotation, biological process: peptidyl-L-cysteine S-palmitoylation; protein targeting to membrane.
AUGCUGUCUACCAAGCACGGCUCGCUGUCGAGACCUCAGUCGACUAUCGCUACUACCUCUCAUCCUUCCAAGAGAGACGGCGGUACUGCCAAGGAGAGUCAAAGGGGCGCACGCAAGUACCGCGCUCACAAAGGAUCCAAUCGCUUCUUCCUCUUUGGCCUCGUCAUGACGUCCGACGACAACCCCCUGCCCUUCCUCGCCAGCCUCGCGUACAUGGUCGCCCUGCCCGUGCUUUGGUUCGUCUUUGUGGCGCCCUUUACGUGGAGACACGUGAGCCCGGCGCCCGUCAUUGUCUUUGCAUACGUUUGGCUCGUCGCUGCCUCGUCAAUGUGUGUCACUGCAUGGAAAGACCCCGGUGUGCUCCCUCGAGACUUGGACCCAGAUCCACCAUGCACGUCUGGCGGGAGCGGGGAUCUGCUGGACCCCGAGGACCCCUUGGCGGUCCCCCUGCCCCGCGUGAUCCGAGUCAGAAACGGCACAGACCUCAAGGUCAAGUGGUGCGACACCUGCGGAACAUACCGGCCGCCUCGGAGCAGUCACUGUCGCGUAUGCGACAACUGCGUCGAGAAUAUCGACCAUCACUGCACUUUCCUCAACACCUGCAUCGGCCGGCGAAACUACUUUACCUUUUUCGCCUUUCUCAUCUUCAGCUUGCUUGCUUGCUUCAUCUCGAUUGCCUUCUGCGUUGUGCAGCUCUACCUCCUCACCAGACCUACGACGCAGAGGCUACCGGGUGGUGGCUUUGGCGAGGGCAAGGACUUUGGACAGGCGCUGAAGCACGCACCUCUGACGGCCGUCGUCUUUUUGCUUUCAGUCAUGGUCACGGCGCCACUUCUCACGCUCUUUGGCUACCACGUCCGGCUCGUGGGGAUGAACCGGACGACGGUUGAGCAAAUUCGCAUCAAUACAACGAAGCGCUACGGAGGCACUGAAGACAAUGCCUCGUCGAUCGGCGGCGACGAGAAGGGGCAGCGAUGGUGGCAGAAGGCGUCCCUCUGCCCUUGCUCCAAGCUCGGCGUGCCGGGCAAAGAUCCGAAUCCGUUUGCACUUAGAACCGUAUACCGGAACACACGGAGCGUGCUGUGCAGGCCCAACAACCGGAGCUGGAUCGACAGAAGGGGCAGGGAAGUCAUCGAUCGGAGGAAGACCAAUCCUGGCUGGGUCCAGCCUCAGCAACAAUGA